AUGAAACCUAACACACCUAGAACACUGUAUGUGUGUGUGUGUGUGUGUGUGUUGGGGACAGAGCUGCAUCUUGGCAGAGGAUGUUGUUAGCUGUAUACAGCCAUAAAAGACAAUUACCGCUAUAACCUUUUAUGGGGUGCAAAGCGCUGCGAGGCGAGAGGACACAAAACAAAAAAAGACACCGUGGGCUUCGACUGCAGAAGCCCAAAAUAAUACAGCCGAUGUGUUUCUCCUCAGCUCAGAUAUGACAAGGCCGCUUAGGCUAAUCUGUCAUGAGCCAUCACAGACAGCGCCAAACAAUUUACAAGAAGAGGAAAAAAAACCCCGCAUUUUUUUAAAAUGUAUUUUUGGAAAUUUAGGAAUUUGUUUAAACACACACACGCACACACACAUUUUGAGUUCAAACUGUCCAACUGGCUUUGGAGUAAUAGUGUAGUUCUAGUUUAAAAUAUGGCCCCUUCAUUUUAGUGUUAAGACUGGUUCAAGUCUCUGCAUGCUGGAGAAAAUAUUUGGCACAAAAAAGAGACCAGCAAAUCCGAUCUGAGCUAUAGUUGCACAGUGUCCUGAUCGAUCAAAGACAGGAGGAGCAGGUAAUUCAGCUUUCAUUAAGGGUCUGUACAGAAACUAUCGAUUAUGCUGCUUGGAGGCUAAGUCGGACUUUAGUCCACAACCGGAGUGCUGUUGUGACGCGUUGGGGGGGGGGAAGCAGAUGGACCCAAACUUCAAAGACUCGGCCAGAGACAGUGCAAUAAAACGCCUGGUCUGCUAUACUGUCUGGCAUUCCAGUUUUAAUGGCUUUAUGGCCGUCCAGACACAAUUAGGCCGCUUCCAGAAUGGCACCCAUUUGUUUUUUCUUCUCUUUCUGUGAGACUGCGGUCUGGACAAAAGGCCCGAGCGGAAAUGAUCAGUUUUAUUGGAUUCUCCUCGACGGGGACGCGCAGGACUCACGGUCAUUUGGAGGGAUCCUUUGUUUCUACCUGGGAACCUUCCGCCCCUUGCUCCUUUGCCGGGCCUUCCUAAAGGAAAAGGCAGCAAUAAAGUGAACAGCUAGUUUCAGACACAGCAGUGAGACUUGUGUCUGUAAACACGAGUAUGUUGCAACACUGGAGCUUUUCUCCAAAUCAUACCCAACAUAAACGAAACGUCACCUCAGUGACAUCCUCCUUUCCUUAAUCUGCUGCAUUCUAUCGGAUUCGACAUUAAAAUAACAACGUCUGCGCAGUGCUGCCUCCCCAACGCUGCAAUCCCCACGAAUCACCAGAGGGUGGCGACACUGUUCCACAUCACCCCUUUGCUUUUUGUAACACCCCCUCCCUAAUGAGCCUGCACUGGGAACAAACUAGCAACAUUUUAAGAGUCCAGAGAAAUAAUUUCACACCUUUUUACAGUCUCAGUGCAGAAGCUGCUUCAUGAACCUGCAGCUCUGCGGGGAGGAAUGAAACAGCCUGCACACACUGUGGCUGCUGGAUUACUUCUUGCACACCCAAGUAGUCGCUCUGUUCACUCUUGUCGUCCUGUUGUCGUAUUUAAAGUCCUGUGCCAUAAUAAAACCCAUGUCUGUGCUGAUUGGACGAGAGCGACCAGGCCGGGGUCACAUGGGUGAGUUCUUUGGUCCAGAGUAAAAAUGGGGUUUGGUGUAAAUCUAGGGUGUAUUGCUGUCAUCUAUCACACUACCUCGUAAAAACGACACUGAGGAUUCUGGGCCAACAAAUCAGAGAGAAAAAAAUAUGAGUUCUUAUUAUGUGGAUGGUCUUCUUAGCAAAUCUACGACGGGCAGUUCCCUGUUCCCAAACGUGGAACGAGCUUCUUGCGGCAUCGGACCCCGUGGGGACGACCAUAGCUCUACUCGGACUGCUGCGGCCAUUGCAUUUGCGCCAUCCCUCUCUGGAGUUUACAGCGUUAAUAAUACAGUGUACCAGAGCCAUACUGUGUUUACCUGCGGCUAUGGCCAGGGGCAGGGCGCACACACGUCACACUGCAGCCCGUUUGACCAGAGCCGCCUGUUCAGCGACAGCUGCUGUCACCCUGGGACCGAACCCCUCACCUCGUCGCCGGACAAACAACACCGGAUGUACCCCUGGAUGCGAGCAUCAGAUCCAAAUCGAAAGCGAGGACGGCAGACCUACUCCCGGCACCAGACGCUGGAGCUGGAGAAGGAGUUCCACUUUAACCGCUACCUGACCCGCAGACGCAGGAUCGAGAUAGCCCAUGCCCUCUGCCUCUCAGAGAGACAGAUCAAAAUCUGGUUUCAGAACCGCAGGAUGAAGUGGAAGAAGGACCACAAGGACGAGCCGAGCAACGAGGAACAGCACUGUGAUAUUCAGGCACCGUCGGAAGGCAGGGAACCCAAAGCUGAAGAGACCCGAAGCGGCCGUGUUGACUUAGGAACAACUGCAAAGUAACAGAAGAGACGGACAGAAGAUCAAAAUAAAGAAACAUAAUGUGUUAAAUAUUGUCUUGGAAUGCAUCGAAUUUCUGACAUAACACUUGGGCACUUUUUUUUUUAAGUCUCACUAAUCAUUUGAGAGUAAUCCACAUUUAAACACUACACUGCUUUUCUGGAUUUCAUAUUUAAACCAGCACUAAAAAUGCUUCACGUGACAAAUAAUAACUACCUACCCUAACUAGUCUGUAUUUUUAUAUCCUCCGCAUAUAUCGCAUAGGAGUACUACAAAUAUGGCACAUUUUGGACUACAGAAAACUACUACUGAGUUAACAUUCCUUCAACAAAAACAAAACUACCUAAUAUUUACCUUAUAAUUUUCAAAAAGUGACACGGGAAUGUAAUCACGAACUGAGCUGGUGAUUUAAUUGAUGGUUUCCUGUUUUCCACCGCGGUCGUAUUUUCUGAAGGGAAGGAAUACAAUUCAUGUGCCUUAUUUUGAAUCGGGUAAAGGCGAAUGUUUUAGUUAACUGCCUUUGAUAAAAUAAUUACUGAGUUUCUUCUUCGCCCCCCCAUCCCCCCACCCCCUUAUAAUUAACAUGGAUUUUAAUCCGCCUGCUAGGGGUGAGGAUUUAACUAUAGACGCAAAUAUUUGUUUAGUUUUGCAUGUAACCUACCUCAGAUUCCUCACUCGCUCACUAUACCGUCAGCGAUUGUGCCGUAGGCUACUGUGAAGAUGUAGCUUUACAGAUUAGGCUUAUAAAUACAUGUACCGUUACCCAGCUGGCAAUAUCCAUCAUUUUAUAAUCGGAGAAAUAUUCCAGUACAGUGGACAAACGCUGCUGGCUUUCAAUAAAAAGUCUGCUAGGCCUGUAAGUAGUCUGUCCUGUAAAUGAAGUGAACGCGCAAUCAUUUAAUAAAAAUGCUUUUACCCUCUCUAUUUGGUUUCAUUCCAUAUUUACCGUGUUUAUUAAAAUAUCCAUGCAAGAAAAUGAUUGUAAUCGCGCCCUGGGUCGAGUAAUAUUGUGUUCACAGUUACCAUUAAGUGACCUUCAGUGUGACCAGUAUUGGGUUGCAUGUAAUGAGACAUGUUACAGUCCAUAAUGGGGGUUAGGUAAACAGUGAAGUUGGGGAAUGUGAGCUAUGAGGAUGCGAGAUGGGACAGGCUGCAGAUGAAGGGAAAUUACUGUUGAACUCUGCUUUCCCUCCUCGCUGGGUAAGAUGGCGCCUGACGCUGACCUGCCCUCCUCCCUCCCUCCUUUUUCUGUCUCUCUCUCUCCCCCCGUCCCUCUCCCUCCAGCUCUGGGCCAUAAAUCCGUUGUUGUUUAUGAAAAUUUACAACAUAGCCAUACAAGUUUACGACGCGGCCCGGGUUCCCAUUGGCCGCAG
Oreochromis niloticus (Nile tilapia) is the source of this 3772-nucleotide messenger RNA. Its product is annotated as homeobox protein Hox-A7. Gene Ontology annotation, biological process: anterior/posterior pattern specification; regulation of transcription by RNA polymerase II. The record is from RefSeq and is a predicted model, not a curated record. Gene Ontology annotation, molecular function: RNA polymerase II cis-regulatory region sequence-specific DNA binding; DNA-binding transcription factor activity, RNA polymerase II-specific. The transcript has 3 exons. The coding region runs from base 1728 to 2402 and encodes 224 amino acids. Gene Ontology annotation, cellular component: nucleus. NCBI's taxonomy places the organism in Eukaryota, Metazoa, Chordata, Actinopteri, Cichliformes, Cichlidae.